Quercus lobata is the source of this 1014-nucleotide messenger RNA. RefSeq lists its product as uncharacterized. Bases 1 to 1014 code for a protein of 337 amino acids. Lineage: Eukaryota; Viridiplantae; Streptophyta; Magnoliopsida; Fagales; Fagaceae. Gene Ontology annotation, molecular function: catalytic activity. The record is from RefSeq and is a predicted model, not a curated record. The transcript has 2 exons.
AUGAUCGUCCUAAGUUGGAACUGCCGGGGGCUUCGGAACCAACGUGCAGUGACUGUGCUCUCUGACUUGGUGAGGGAAAAAGCUCCCACUAUUUUGCUUCUAAUGGAGACAAAACAAACCAUUGAGGAGAUGAGAGGGAUACAAGGUGAGUUGCAUUAUGAUUCUAUGUUAGCAGUUCCAUGUCUAGGAAGAAGAGGAGGCCUAGCAAUGCUCUGGAAGAAUGAAGUGGACCUGCACAUCCAAACCUACACACAAAACCAUAUAGAUGCCCUUAUUAUGGCAAAUCAAACUCCACCAUGGCGAAUUACGGGUUUCUAUGGUAAGCCGGAGGAACAACUAAGGCAUGAAACUUGGUCCUUGCUCAAGCACUUGAAAGCAAGGAGUUCGGCCCCAUGGUUGUGUAUUGGGGACUAUAAUGAGAUUUUGGAAUCAAGGGAAAAGGAAGGGGGAAAUCCUAAACCACUACAGCUUAUGAAUAAUUUCCGCAACACACUACUACACUGCAAUUUGGUUGAUUUAGGGUAUAGUGGAAACAUUUUUACUUGGAAUAAUGGAAGGGAGGGUGAUGCGUUUGUUCAGCUAAGGCUUGACAGGGCUUGUGCAACAAUGGAGUGGAAAGAAUUAUUCCCACAGGCUCGGGUCUCUCAUCUUCAAGCUUCAUACUCUGAUCAUGUCCCUAUCCUCCUUACCACACAUCCUCUAAGCCACCAACACCGAGUUAAAAAAAUACCACGAAGAUUUGAGGAGAAGUGGGUGACACACCCUGAUUGUGAAGCUGUUAUCCAACAGGUUUGGAGUAAUACAGUGACUACUGGUAGCCCUAUGAGUGCUUUAGUGGGGUGGAGUAGAGUCACCUUUGGUCAAUCAAAAAGUAAAAUCCAAGAGAAGCAAGGGAUAUUGGAGGAAUUGACUAGGGACAAUCCAAGAGAGCAUUUGGAGGAAAUUAGGAGUGUGAAGGAGGAAAUUAAUACAAUACUGUACCACAAGGAGAUUUCAUUGGCAACAAAGAUCUAG